AUGGAAGCCAACGUGGGAUCUUCAAGUUGCACACUGCCGCUUAAUUACGCCGAUGAGGGCCACUGCUUGAUCGACGCUUUACACUUGGCCGGUCACCGCAUGACCGCUGCUGACGAGUUUCCGUUACGGCGCGAUAUUGCUGCAGAGGGUUUCCGGUCAGCGCCAGUACUGACAACUGAUGACUCGCCGCCCGUGGACAACCCGGUAGUAAAGAUCGACUCGCCACCAGUGCCACCACCUGUCCUUACGACUGCGGAGACACAGGACCAGACGGAAGCGCUAAAAUGCCCGCAGCAACGUUACGGCCUUUCCUUGAUCCACGCUUUGGACUUGGCUGUGGAUCGCAGGAUCGUUACAACGGUCGGGCCACAACAGUCACGGCCGCUGCGAGAACGUGCAGUCGUUUUCCGAUCUUCUGCAGAGCUGAGCAUCCACUCGCCCAUAUACGCACCAGUGAAGUCUGUCUUACCGGUGACAGCUGAAAUUCAGCCAAAUCCCGCAGGGCCUGACCGUCGCAGGUCACUAUGGAAGAGGUCGAAAAGAUUCAUGUGGAAAUCCUUGGUCAACACUACACGCAGAAUAUGCUUCUGUCGGAGUUUUGUUGACCCGGAAUGAUUCCGCAAGGUUCGACCUCAUCCCCCGCCACCAUGAUAUCCCGCCUACGUUACCUGCAGGUCAACCGGUUUUUGGCUUUGGCAUCGUUUGUACCGGGCCCCCGUCCAAAUGUCUUGAACCCGCGACGCCCGUUGUGAUUGUCGGACACUUGGUCCGUUUUUGUUCAAGUUCGUCGGUC
Messenger RNA from Metopolophium dirhodum (rose-grain aphid), 793 nucleotides. RefSeq lists its product as uncharacterized. The transcript has a single exon. Lineage: Eukaryota; Metazoa; Arthropoda; Insecta; Hemiptera; Aphididae. The record is from RefSeq and is a predicted model, not a curated record. Bases 1 to 615 code for a protein of 204 amino acids.